Molecule: messenger RNA, 989 nt
Organism: Impatiens glandulifera
Lineage: Eukaryota; Viridiplantae; Streptophyta; Magnoliopsida; Ericales; Balsaminaceae
Product: ribonuclease H2 subunit A-like
Exons: 8
Coding region: 1-906 (301 amino acids)
Biological process (GO): mismatch repair; DNA replication, removal of RNA primer
Cellular component (GO): ribonuclease H2 complex
Molecular function (GO): RNA binding; RNA-DNA hybrid ribonuclease activity
Source: RefSeq, a predicted model, not a curated record
AUGGUCGAAUCUUCUACAUUGACACGUGGCGAGCGUCCAUUGGAAAUUCGCCCAUUGUACAAGAGUUCAACAGGCUCUGUGCACAAGAAUCGUGAUCGUACCAAUCUGGUCCCAUGGUAUACGGAUGCAAGCAUCGUACCAAAAGACUCUUUCCUCGUUGCUUAUUCAAAGACCUUAAAGGAAGAAAAAAGGAAAGAAUUAUUUGAUAAUUUGAAGGCUGAUGAAUCUCUGGGAUGGGCUGUAAAUGUCAUAGAUCCAAAGGAACUAUCUGCAAAAAUGUUAAAGAAAACCAAGAUUAACCUCAAUGAGACCUCACAUGAAUCUGCCAUGAGCCUUAUCAGAAGAGUAACAGAAAUGGGAGUUCUUCUGACUGAGGUUUAUGUAGAUACAGUUGGAGAUCCAGAGAAAUACAGAGUGAGAUUGAUUGAACGAUUUACAUUCAUAAAAUUUGUAGUCCCAAAAAAAGCUGAUAGUCUAUAUCCAGUUGUGAGUGGAGCAAGCAUUGUCGCUAAGUUUACAAGAGAUCGAGCACUUCGAAAUUGGGAACUAGAUGAAACUGCUGAUAAUAUGAAUAGAAAUUUUGGCUCUGGGUAUCCAGGAGACCCUGCAACUAAAACUUGGUUGGGUGAUCACAAACACCCAGUAUUUGGAUUUCCAAAAUUAGUAAGGUUCAUCUGGGUUACAUGUACUCCCUUCUUCAAGAAUAUGGUUGAAUUUCUUUGGGAAUCUAAUGAAAUGGAAGAUGAUGAUUCUACGAAUAAUAAUAGAAAAAAACAAUCGAAACUAACUAGUGUUGACUUCACCGGAUUGAAGAAGACUACAAAAACAGAAGAAACUGAAUCAAGUGGAAAAGGGCGUUGCAAAUGUUUUCAGGCUCGAAAACUGCAGCAAGUCUCUCAAUUAUAAUUGAUUAGUGUAAUUCUGGUGAUUUUAUAGAACAAAAUUGUUUGUAAUAUCAGAAAGGAGGAACCGAUUUCUUGUUUGCUUAC